AUGAAGUUUUCAGCACUCUUUGUCGGUACAGCCUUGCUCGCAACCUCUGCGGUUGCAGCACCCCUCACCGAGCAGCGCCAGGCCCGCCAGGAAAGUCGCCGGAGUGCCAGAGCUUCAGGUCGUUCCAGUCACCCACCCUACAAGCCAGGAACAUCGGAGGUGCUUCACUUGAAUGAGACUUCUCAGGAAUCUUACAGCACCAACUGGGCCGGCGCUGUGCUGAUUGGUACUGGAUAUAACUCGGUGACUGCGCAAUUCACAGUUCCAACACCCAAGCUCCCCACUGGCGCCUCUUCCAGGACCCAGUAUUGUGCCUCUGCGUGGGUUGGAAUCGAUGGCGAUACCUGCGACACGGCCAUUCUGCAGACUGGUGUUGACUUUUGUAUCCAAGGCAGUACCGUGUCGUACGAUGCGUGGUACGAGUGGUAUCCUGACUACGCCUAUGACUUUUCUGGUAUCCCAAUCUCGGCUGGAAAUGUGAUUAAAAUCACCGUCGAUGCUUCCUCCAAGACCACCGGCACUGCCACCGUGGAGAAUGUUUCCACCGGAAAGUCUGUCACCCACACCUUCACCGGCGGCGUUGACGGUGAUCUCUGCGAGUACAAUGCUGAGUGGAUUGUGGAAGACUUUGAAAGCAACAGCUCUUUGGUGCCCUUCGCCAACUUUGGUACUGUUACAUUCUCGAAUGCCGAAGCUACAAGUGGUGGCACUACCUAUGGUCCCUCUGGUGCUAGCAUUCUUGAUAUCAAGCAGAGCAACUCGGUUCUGACAUCGUCUUCCGUGUCCGGCAGCAGUGUCAUUGUCAAGUAUGUCUAA
Messenger RNA from Penicillium nucicola, 816 nucleotides. Its product is annotated as A4/G1 family peptidase. NCBI's taxonomy places the organism in Eukaryota, Fungi, Ascomycota, Eurotiomycetes, Eurotiales, Aspergillaceae. The record is from RefSeq and is a predicted model, not a curated record. Gene Ontology annotation, biological process: proteolysis. Gene Ontology annotation, molecular function: glutamic-type endopeptidase activity. Bases 1 to 816 code for a protein of 271 amino acids. The transcript has a single exon.